Molecule: messenger RNA, 540 nt
Organism: Sungouiella intermedia
Lineage: Eukaryota; Fungi; Ascomycota; Pichiomycetes; Serinales; Metschnikowiaceae
Source: the annotation of a GenBank genome assembly
AUGGGAUUGUCCUUCUCCAAGUUGUUUGCCGGCCUCUUUGGCCACAAGGAAAUGAGAAUCUUGAUGGUGGGUUUGGAUGCCGCAGGUAAGACCACCAUCUUGUACAAGUUGAAGUUGGGAGAGAUUGUCACCACCAUUCCAACCAUUGGAUUUAACGUCGAAACUGUCGAGUACAAGAACAUCUCGUUCACGGUGUGGGACGUGGGUGGACAGGACAAGAUCAGACCGUUGUGGAGAUACUAUUUCCAGAACACCCAGGGUAUCAUCUUUGUUGUUGACUCCAAUGACAGAGACCGUAUUGCUGAGGCCCGGGAGGAGUUGCAGCAGAUGCUCAAUGAAGACGAGUUGAGAGAUGCGUUAUUGCUUGUGUUUGCAAACAAGCAGGACUUGCCAAACGCCAUGAAUGCUGCGGAGAUUACCGAGAAGUUGGGAUUGCACUCGAUUCGCCAGAGACCAUGGUACAUUCAGUCGACAUGUGCCACAUCUGGAGACGGUUUGUAUGAGGGUUUGGAGUGGUUGUCCACGAACUUGAAGAAUGCG